This is a messenger RNA of Diversispora eburnea, 1572 nucleotides long. The record is from the annotation of a GenBank genome assembly. Lineage: Eukaryota; Fungi; Glomeromycota; Glomeromycetes; Diversisporales; Diversisporaceae.
AUGUCUUUUCGGACAAAUUCUGGGGGCAUGCUUGGGUACCCUACCGAACAAAUGGCACACGAUGAUGGAAUACUUUCAGAACAAGAUCAAAAAUACAUUACUGAUUUUUUUAACACAUUCGCAACUGAAGAACCACUUAGUCAUAUGAUGGAUAUUACACAUCACAAUUCUACUGGCAUUCCUUUUUCAGAAAUUCCUCAAACUUCCAUGACAACGACAACAACUAGAGGAUUUUCUUCAGGGAAUUUUGGUUCUAGUUUUGAUACAAAUGUUGGAUAUUCUGGAACCAAUGGAUAUAUAUACCAACCAAUUGGUUCGGCUUCUAUCACCAUACCAGCUAAUAAUACAAAUAAUUAUCAUCACCAACAACGACAUCAUCAACAUCAUCAACAACCAACUUCUUCUUCUUCUUCACAUAUUCAUACAGAACCAAAUAAUAAUAUUAAUCGAAGACAAAAUUCACCUUCAUCACCAAGAUCAAAGCAACAUACUUUAAGGCGUACUCCAUCUCGGCGAAAAUCAAUUAAAAGAGCGACAUCAUCAACGACACCAAAUCGUGGUGGUAGAGGGAAAAAAGGACAUCACGAACUUUUAACUGAAGCCGAAAAAAAAGCGAAUCACAUUGCAUCUGAACAGAAAAGACGACAAAAUAUACGUUUAGGGUUCGAUCAAUUAGUUGAAAUCGUUCCGACCUUAAGUCAAUGUCAUAGAAAAAUUUCACCUGAAAUACAACAUUAUAUUGAUCAAAUGUUUUCAAGAAUUUCUGGCAAUAGUUCAUCUUUUUUACAAGGAUUUUUACUCGGUCAACUUACGAUCGUGGUUUUGGUUAUUGCUUUUAUUAAGUUUAUGUUAUUAGAAGAGGCUUCAACCAUACAAAAACGUCCUUCUCCUACAUCUGCAACCUUACUCAACUCGCAAACAGCUAACGUACCACCUGCGUCUAUUAUUCUAUCAAAAACUUCGUAUGAUUUGAAAUAUCGAACACCCGAAUCAACUGAUUGGUUAAAUGUACUUUUAGCACAAGUUAUACAUCAAUAUAGGGAAGAUGCCAAAACCGAUAAUCUCUUAGUACGCUUUGUGGAUCAAGCGUUGAAUGAAAAGGUUAAACCUGAUUUUGUAGGACCCAUUGAAGUUACCAAACUUGAAAUUGGGGAAGAAUAUCCUAUUUUUAGUAAUGCUAGAAUUCGUCCAACAGAAAUAAUGGGAGAAAUAGAUUGUGAUUUUAAUGAUCAAAUUACAAUUGGAAUUAAUACACAAAUUCUCAUUAAUUGGCCUAAACCACGUAUAGCAGUAUUACCAAUUUCACUUGCAUUAUCAGUAAUAAAAUUCUCUGCUACGAUAAAUUUAGAAAUUGACACAGAUUCCGAUUCAUCUUAUAUUGUCGUUUCUGUACUUCCAGAAUUUACUCUGGAAUUUGAUAUACAAUCUUUAAUUGGAUCAAGGUCGAAACUUGAAGAUAUACCUAAAGUCACUCAAAUAAUUACUUCCAAAUUACGAAACAUUUUUUCCGAAAAAUUUGUACAUCCAAAUUCCAUGAAAAUCGAAUUACCUCCUUUGAACUCUACUAUAUAA